This is a messenger RNA of Ochlerotatus camptorhynchus, 4162 nucleotides long. Its product is annotated as SWI/SNF complex subunit SMARCC1-like. The transcript is spliced from 7 exons. Gene Ontology annotation, molecular function: histone binding; DNA binding. Bases 59 to 3700 code for a protein of 1213 amino acids. Lineage: Eukaryota; Metazoa; Arthropoda; Insecta; Diptera; Culicidae. The record is from RefSeq and is a predicted model, not a curated record. Gene Ontology annotation, cellular component: SWI/SNF complex. Gene Ontology annotation, biological process: positive regulation of DNA-templated transcription.
UCGUGCAAGUGUUGUGUUUGGUGACGAGUACCGAGAAAAUUAGAAAUUUCCCCAGAAAAUGGUCUCGCUUGGACCUAAAAAAGACGGUGGUCCAAAUGCCGAGUUCUUCACGGCACCGGAAUCACUGCAAGGGUUCGAAACGGUGCGACAAUGGCUGCAGAAAAACUUCAAAAAGUACUUGGCUCCUGAUCCUCCGACAAAGGAAUCAUUAGCGCAAUUAGUAGUACAGUUUGUGCAGUACCAGGAGACCAAACUAGGAAAAAAUGCGCAGGAUCCACCCACUACUAGGUUGCCGAUGCGAUGUUUUAUGGAUUUUAAACCGGGUGGAUCGCUGUGUCAUAUUCUGGCUACGAUGUACCGUUACAAGGCUGAACAGCGCUGGCGGAAAUUCGAUUUUACCGUAAACAAGAACCCUAUGCGUAAGGACCCCAUUAUACAGAUGCUGCUUGACAUGGAGACGGCUCUAAUCGAAGCUGAAUGCAUGCGGCUACCGAUCGUUUACGUUAGGCCCGAAGUGGACAAGGCUACCGCUAAUCGAAUAUCGGACAUUGUCACCAAUCAUCAGGGUGAGAUGACGCUGGACGAGGAGGAGGCGACGCAUAUCAUCUAUCCGGCGGUGGAUCCCUUGCCGGAGGAUUAUGCAAGGCCUACAUUCCGCCGGGAUAAGCAUGUGAUGAUUCAUUGGUAUUACUUUCCGGAUUCGUACGAUACCUGGGUACCGAAUACGUUUGAUUUGCCGGAGGCCGUACCGGAUUCUCCGAUGUCACCGGGUGACCGUUGGCGUGUUUCGCUUUCGUGGGUAACCGAUCUGGAAGAGUACAACGAAUGGAUGGCAGAAGAAGAUUACGAAGUAGAUGAAGCCGGUCGUAAAAAGGUCCACAAACUGCGACUCGGUGUGGAGGAUCUGAUGGCCGGUGGAUCGGACGAUAAAGUGAAGAAAGCUAAAGUUGUUCAUCAGAAGCGCAAACGAUCGCCUUCUCCGCAGGCAAAGGGUGGUAAACGGAAGAGCGGCCGGUCACCGGCCGUAUUCCAAAAAAAGCCUCGUGCCGAUGACGAAGAAUCGGAAGAUCUGACAAAGGAUAUGGACGACCCUCAGCCGGAAACUAAUCUGACUGAGGUGAAGGCUGGUUCGAGCAAUUCUGCUUCAGGUCCGGCCACCCCACAGCCCAAGAGAGAUCCGGAAAUGAUGCCUAUAAAAUAUGCAACAAUGACGGAUCUGGAUGACGACAUUGACAGAGCUAAUGCGGAUCGCACGGGAGAUGAUAGUCAAGCUGGCAAAACCAGCGACAACAGCAAUACUCAGGAGUUCCCUCACAACAAGGACGACCUGGAGGAUAAUGUUACCGAGCAGACGCAUCAUAUUAUAGUUCCAUCCUAUUCGGCUUGGUUCGAUUACAAUUCGAUUCAUGUGGUUGAGAAGCGUGCCCUCCCGGAGUUCUUCAAUGGGAAAAACAAGUCGAAAACUCCGGAAAUCUACCUUGCUUAUCGUAAUUUUAUGAUCGAUACCUAUCGGCUGAACCCAACGGAGUACUUGACCAGCACUGCUUGCCGAAGAAAUUUGGCAGGAGACGUCUGCGCUAUUAUGCGUGUUCAUGCUUUUCUUGAACAGUGGGGAUUGAUCAACUACCAGAUCGAUGCUGAUUCACGUCCUACUCCAAUGGGUCCUCCACCAACUUCACAUUUCCACGUUCUGAGCGAUACCCCAUCCGGAUUGCAACCGCUCAAUCCUCCGAAAACCGCUCAACCAUCGGCUGCUAAAAAUCUGCUUGAUUUGGACAAGAAGCCAGACAAAAAGGAUGACCCAGCUACUCCUGGAGCCAUACCAGGAGCAACGGGAGCUCCCUCCGGUGGCAUGUUGGACGGAAUAAAAACCGAACCGGGAACGAUCACCGCAGAUCCCAACGGCCAAUUCGGUCUUCGAUUGGAUCAGUACGUCAAGAAACCGUCUGCCAUGCGGAACAAGACCGCUGCAAGCAUGUCCCGCGAUUGGUCCGAACAGGAGACACUUCUUUUGCUCGAGGGUCUGGAAAUGUACAAGGAUGAUUGGAACAAGGUGUGCGAGCAUGUUGGAUCUCGUACCCAGGACGAGUGUAUUCUGCACUUCCUGAGACUUCCAAUCGAGGAUCCCUAUCUGGAGGAUGAUAAUACGUAUCUGGGACCGUUGUCCUACCAGCCGAUUCCGUUCAGUAAAGCUGGCAAUCCGAUUAUGUCGACGGUUGCGUUCCUGGCUUCGGUAGUAGAUCCGAGGAUUGCUGCCAGCGCUGCCAAGGCCGCAAUGGAAGAGUUUGCCGCUAUUAAGGACGAAGUCCCCGCUACGAUGAUGGAUGCCCAUCUGAAGAAUGUGGAAAAGUCCAGUUUCGGAGGAAAGUUCGAUCCGUACGCUGGGUUGGCAACAAGCGGCAUUGCCGGUACUGGUCCUGACAAGGAUAAGGAAGAUGAGGAGAGCAAAGUCCCUGGAGCCGCUGGCACUGCCGGCACGGGUGCUCCAGCUACUCCGGGAUCUGCUGAUGUCGAGAUGAAGGAUGGUUCCAAGAAGGACGACGACAAAGAUAACCAAUCUGAUAAAACAGAGAAUUCUUCUCAAGAAGAUGAUACUAAAACGUCUGAUUCUAAUGCUGCGGCAGGAUGCGAUCAGCAAAAGUCAGAGGCCGGAGCAGAAGCCGACAAGGGUAAGGACAAGGAAGGAUCUUCGGAGCUUGCCAAGGAGAAUGGUGACCCGAAGGUAUUUAACGAGGGAAAUCUCCAAUCGGCAGCAGCUGCUGCCUUGGCCGCGGCCGCCGUCAAAGCAAAACAUUUGGCUGCCGUUGAAGAGAGGAAGAUCAAGAGCUUGGUUGCUCUGCUGGUCGAAACACAGAUGAAGAAACUGGAGAUCAAGCUACGACACUUUGAAGAGCUCGAAACAACGAUGGAGCGAGAGCGGGAAGGUUUGGAAUACCAACGACAGCAGUUGAUACAAGAACGGCAGCAGUUCCAUUUGGAACAGCUGAAGGCAGCGGAAUUCCGUGCUCGACAGCAGGCUCAUCAGCGAUUCCAGCUGGAACAAGGUCAGUGGCAGCAGCCUGCGAUAGGUGGUGCUCCAGCAGCUGGCGUUACUCCUCCUCAGCAACAGCCUGCCCAAGGACCUCCGCAAGGCCCACCCGGACCAGGCCAGGCCCCUGGAACUAACCCUCAGCAGCAGCCACCAAUGCCAUCUACCGGGGGACAACCUGGAGCUCCAGUGCCGAACAGCGCCAGUACACCCAGCAGCAACGGAAUUAUCUCUGUUCCUCCUACUACGAUGCCUAUCGAAGGUUCUACGCAAAAUAACAUCAUGCCCCCGACGGCACCUGGUCAACCGCCGUCCUUGCAGCAUGUGCAGGGCCCUCCAGGUCCACCGCCGUUGCCGCCGACAUUGCCACCACAUCCGGGACAUCCCGCAGCUGGUGCACCAAUGCCUGGAGGUCCGCCUGGUGGUCCUCUUCUGCAGCAGCAGCCGCCGCCACCACCACCACCACCGGCGAAUCCACAUCAUCCUCCAACAGGGCCAAUGUCGCAACAGCAACCGCCCCUACCCCCACAGCAGGCCCCUCUGCCCCCUACCCAAGGACCACCUCCACCAGUACAGGCAGGGCUCGGAGGCGCUCCAAUGCCCGUCGGACCCCCACAGGGUCCUCCCGGCCCACCUCCUUCCAGCGGUCCUAUUCCUCCACCUUCUUCUUAAAUCGCUGAAGUUUUGCAACCAUUGUGACACAAAGGCUCUUAGGCGUAUCCGUGCUAGCCUUUCUCUCAGUAUAUGACUUAUAUUUAUCAAGCUCUGAUAAGAUUAAUUGUAACAUGCAUUCGAUUUUGCGACUAAUUUCACUUUUGUCCACAUUGUGUCCAACUGAUUCAAGUUUUCCCAUUUAUCUUCGAAACAUCGAGUGUUAAUGUAUUGCUACAAUUAGGGCGAAUAACAUUUUCAUCAGUAAGGACACUACUCCAAACAAGGGGUUGUCACUGAUCAAGAUGUCUUCACCCAAUGUGAAUCAGUGGCAUAAUUCCAACGAUUCCGUUUCUACCGAUUUUGGGGCCGAUAGAUGUAUAUUUAGUUUUUAAAUUCUGUGGGAGUGCGACAUUGAUGCAGCAUUAUCUAUACAGAGGAUGGACCGCUCGGGAUCCGUAUAGACAGUAAGAUUAAUAUAUC